Coniophora puteana RWD-64-598 SS2 is the source of this 1430-nucleotide messenger RNA. RefSeq names its product longevity assurance proteins LAG1 LAC1. Bases 40 to 1347 code for a protein of 435 amino acids. Gene Ontology annotation, molecular function: sphingosine N-acyltransferase activity. NCBI's taxonomy places the organism in Eukaryota, Fungi, Basidiomycota, Agaricomycetes, Boletales, Coniophoraceae. The transcript has 11 exons. The record is from RefSeq and is a predicted model, not a curated record. Gene Ontology annotation, cellular component: membrane. Gene Ontology annotation, biological process: ceramide biosynthetic process.
CUUCUCUCUCAAGUGUCCCACCCUGGAGAAGUACUGCCCAUGUCCAAGGAGCAGACAGUCAACACGGGUCUCCACCAGCGGAGAGAGAAUGCUGGCCCCUUGUCCCGUAUAGAAACAGAUCCUGCCCACCACUUGACCGGCCCGUUUCUGACCCAAACCCCCCUCGGCGGCAACACUCCCUCCUCAGGUGGUUCACCAGUUUCUACCAAUGGCAAUGGAUUUCCGCGCACCAAGGCCAAGCUAGGCUUCUGGGAUGACAUUACGAGCUUUCAAUGGAUUAUCAAACCCGCGUCGUCAUUCAAGAUCCUUGUUUUCUUUGUGAUUCUCUGGGCUAAUUGGGCGGCACUCGCACCCUACGUGGCGACCAACCUCUCAAACCCUUUUGAACCUUUGCUCUUCAUCUCACACCGGGUCCCCUCAUCUCCCCCAGACGACGCUAGGUAUCAGAAAGGAUACCUCGACCUUGUCUUCAUUGCAUAUCAUAUCGUGUUUUUCUCUUUCCUUCGACAAUUCAUCACCGUCACCUUAUGCCGCCCCGUGGCGAGGUAUUUUGGCAUCCGGAAGCAAGGAAAAAUAGACCGAUUUGGCGAGCAGGGUUAUGCGUUGGUGUAUUUUGCCGUUAUGGGCGCUUGGGGAUACCGCAUCAUGACCCAAUUGCCAACGAACUGGUUUCAAACAAAGUACUUCUGGAUUGGUAGCAUUCCCCUCACUCUUAUCUUGGCAGAUUAUCCUCAUUGGGACAUGAAGCCAGAAUUGAAGCGCUACUACCUCAUGCACAGCGCAUAUUGGUGUCAGCAACUUAUAGUCCUAUUGCUUGGCUUGGAAAAACCUCGCAAGGACUAUACUGAGCUUGUUGCCCACCACUUUGUGACCCUUUGGCUCAUUGGGUGGAGCUACCUCAUUAACCUGACGUUCAUUGGCAAUGCCGUUUACAUGAGCAUGGAUAUUCCGGACACAUUCCUCGCUGCAUCCAAACUGCUCAACUACAUGCGCUGGGAGAAGACCAAAGUUGUAUCUUUUAUUGCGCUCCUAAUCUCUUGGACCUAUUUCAGACAUUGGUUAAACCUGAAAAUGUUAUGGUCAGUCUGGUUUGAGUUUGACCUCAUCUCCGAAACCAACCGGAGUUGGGCUCCCGAGACGGGUGCCUGGCUCACUUGGUGGAUGAAAUACCAGAUAUUUGCGCCUAUACUUUUACUCCAGAUUCUCAACCUAUUCUGGUAUUUCCUUAUCUUACGAAUUGGGUACAGGGCGAUGCUCCAAGCACCUAUGACAGACGUGAGGUCUGACGAUGAAGAUGACGGCGACGAUGGAGACGAUGAACCACUGAUUGACAAGAAAUCUAGCUAACUUACCCUAGAGGCCUGUGCUGAAUAGGUAGCAGCAUAUCACUACUGGUGCAAUAUAGGCGACGCAGUCUUGCUUCGAACGCU